CUAAAGCCUGCUGUGCAUUCACUUAGCAGCCGACCAGAAUAUUUUGGAGCCAAAGAAGGGAUUACAAAAUAACUGGACCCCUCGCGUGUUGUCUGUGACAAACGAGGCGGCCUUUCGUGUUGUCUUAGGGCUACGUUUAGCCAGAGUUUUAGUGCCACUGUCUGUAUUUGUGUGGAGUCCAGUUAGCUCUUCAGAAGCAACCUCGCACCACCUUGUGCUGAUACAACAUUUAGCAAAAUGCAACUCACUACAGAGGAGAAAACAGAGCUGAGGCUUCAGGAGCAGAGGACAGUCAGUCCUGCUUUGGGGAACAUUGACAGGGAUGAACAGGCAGAGCUGACAGAGCUGACAGUUGACAUUGAGCAGUUACCCACAGAGGCCCUGGAGGAGACUGUGAACAAAGGUGUGCAUUUGGUUUACUCCCUCAAUGACAGGCCACCAUGGUACCUUUGCAUUCUGCUCGGCUUCCAGCAUUACAUCCUCGCAUUUGGUGGCAUCAUCGCAAUCCCGCUGAUCCUGGCUGAGCCCCUCUGCAUAAAGGACAACAGCAUUGUCAAAAGCCAGCUCAUCUCCACCAUAUUCUUUGUGUCGGGAUUAUGUACGCUGCUACAGACAACCAUUGGUACCAGGUUACCAAUCCUCCAGGGUGGGACCUUCAGUUUGCUCACUCCAACCCUGGCCAUUCUUUCUCUUCCCAAGUGGAACUGUCCAGCCCCUGUGAUGCAGAAUGGUACCAACCCGCUGCAAACGGACAAUUCUGAUGAGAUCUGGAUGUCACGGAUGCGCGAGAUCCAGGGAGCCAUCCUGGUGGCUUCUCUGCUCCAGGUCAUCCUGGGCUUUUCUGGCCUGUUGGGUCUUGUGCUCAGGUAUAUCGGCCCUCUGGCAAUCGCUCCCACCAUCAACCUUAUCGGCCUGUCGCUGUUCAUUGAGGCUGGCAAGAAGUCUGGAAGUCACUGGGGGAUAUCUGCUCUAACCGUCUGUCUGAUCUUCCUGUUCUCCCAGUAUCUCAGCAACGUCGAUGUUCCGCUGAUUGCUUACAAGGAUAAGCAAUGGAAGGUCUUCCGGUAUCCGCUUUUCAAACUUUUCUCUGCUUUGUUUGGGAUGUGUGGCGGCUGGCUGGUCUGCUUCCUACUGACCAUCUUUGAUGUCCUGCCAUCAAAGCGUGAUGAGUACGGCUUCUCUGCCAGGACCGACAUCAGUCUGGAAGCUGUGAGAAACUCUCCAUGGUUCCAUGUGCCAUACCCAGGUCAGUGGGGUAUGCCCACAGUGAGUCUAGCUUCAGUGUUGGGUAUGAUGGCAGGGGUCUUGGCAUCAACCAUGGAAUCAAUCGGUGACUACUACGCUUGUGCUCGCUUGUGCGGUGCCCCUCCACCACCGACUCACGCCGUCAAUCGAGGUAUCGCUGUGGAGGGCAUCGGCUGCAUCCUGGCUGCACUGUGGGGAACUGGAAAUGGCACCACCUCCUACAGCCAGAACAUUGCUGCGCUUGGCAUUACCAAGGUCGGCAGCAGACUGGUCCUCCAGACAACUGGUGUUCUCAUGAUCACACUGGGGAUCUUUGGGAAGUUUGGAGCGGUUUUCAUCACCAUCCCAGACCCAGUUAUCGGAGGCAUGUUCCUUGUUAUGUUUGGAAUGAUCUCAGCAGUGGGGAUAUCCAACCUUCAGUAUGUGGACCUCAGCUCAAGCCGUAACCUCAUCAUCUUUGGCUUCUCUACCUUCAGUGGCCUUGUCUUGCCGACUUGGUUUCACUCCAAUCCAGGCAUCAUUGACACAGGAAUAAAAGAGCUGGAUCAAGUGAUUGUAGUGCUCUUCACAACACACAUGUUCAUUGGAGGAUUCUUUGGGUUCAUUCUGGAUAACACCAUUCCAGGCACUGAUGAAGAGAGAGGCAUCAAGAAGUGGCAGGACAGUGUGCAUAAGAAGAGCGAAACCAUGUGUGAGCAGUCCUGCCAUGAUAUCCCUUUCUGCACCAGAGCUUUGAAACGGUUUAGAUGUUUCCAGUACCUGCCCUUCCUCCCAUCUUACAAGAUAACAGGGGACAAGUGAUGAAGUGCUAAAUUAUAAGGGAGCAUUGUCGCUGGCCUGUUAAUAUAAUACAGUCGAGUAUUCAGUUAGAAUUGAAAAAUAAAGUAAAACUGGGGAAUUGCAUAACAAACAGGCUUCUGUCCUCACAUGAACUUCACUGGCACAAAAGUAAUUUACAUUAUUUUUCCUUUCAUAAUAAACCUCACCAUGGGGGGACACGCCUCUGACACCUUUCAGUUCCAGUUUCCUCCCACAGUCCUAAAACAUGCAGGCUUGUUGACUGACUAAAACAAUCUAAACCCUUAAAGCUUUCAUUGUUAAGACAGAUACAAUACAGCUGGUUACAGUUUGCCUUUGUAGGUAAGUGAAGUCUUUGUGCAGCCUGGGGACAACCAGCUGUGGCUUCAGCCUCCCAGUCUGAAAUAGCAACUCAGUCUGGACUGCUACCACAUAACACCUGGGUACUGAUGUGUGCUUCAGUGUACUACACGCAAUCAUGAGCGAACAAAACAUAAUUCACUGUGAAUGAGGUUCUAUUACAUAUUAUAUAAUCUAAAUCUUUAGCACCACAAGUUAAAUUGUGUUGUACUCAUGUACAGCAUGACAGAUUUAAAUGUUUCGAUUGAAUUUCUAGAUCGAAGUGAUGUUUCCUUAUAGGUGAAGUUUGACAGAAUUGAUGCUGCUGUUCGGCUGAAUGUGUUCACACAUCUUCUCUAGGAACAGUACGUCUCAUCAAGGACAGUAACUCACAGAAACCGAUAAUUAAUGGUAGGCUUUUACUGAAAUGUUACUGUGAUACACAUUUCAUUUUUUUCUUAAAUUUUUAAAUGUGAUGUUUAUAUGUGUAAGA
Molecule: messenger RNA, 2875 nt
Organism: Monopterus albus (swamp eel)
Lineage: Eukaryota; Metazoa; Chordata; Actinopteri; Synbranchiformes; Synbranchidae
Product: solute carrier family 23 member 2
Exons: 12
Coding region: 238-2046 (602 amino acids)
Biological process (GO): transmembrane transport
Cellular component (GO): membrane
Molecular function (GO): transmembrane transporter activity
Source: RefSeq, a predicted model, not a curated record